CAUUAUUAUGACGUUGUUAUGGAAAAUGAUACUUCCGGUCAAACGUGCACGCACCGGUCAGUGAUCUGUAUUCUGUCAGGAACUAACAAGCAGGCAGCUGUACGGACUGGACAUUCUUUUCCCCCCUUAGUUUGUUUGAAAAUGGAGCUUAAGGAACGAAGGGCGCAGGCAACUUUAAAAGAAAAACUCUCUGAUCAUUAUCGUAAACGAGAAUUCAAUCCAUCUAAACGGGAUAUAAGCAGCUUGGGCGUUAAUUUUUUCUGGGCAAUGACAUUUUCUUUAUUCAUCAUCUCACAGUUUACUCUCAUUCCCAAUCUGUUCAGUGGUUGGUAUAUGGUUGGAAUGAUUGCUUUGGUUUGGUUCACAAUGUUUGAGACGGCCAUAAAUUGGAUGGGAAUGUAUUUUGGAAGCACAAGUUACGUGGAGAAGGAACUUAGGGCAAAACAUUUUCCAGAGGCCACAGAAACUCCCAUUGGAUGGCAAUACUGUCCGACAUGUCAGGUAGAUGCACCACCAAGAUCUUUCCACUGUUCCUAUUGCAAUGCCUGUGUUUUAAAGAGAGACCAUCACUGCUUCUUCAGCAACUCGUGCAUAGGAUUCUACAACCAAAGAUUUUUCAUGAUUUUUAUUCUAUACAUGGUUUGGGGGAAUUUAUUUGCUUUGUACCUGUUGAUAUCUUACCUGAAUGAAUUUCACCCCAUAACCUCUUACUAUGAGAUUUUUACAUUUUUUCCUUUGGUGACUAUAGCUCAAUUUUUACUCGGUUAUCUCUCCUUCUUGAAUGCAGUUGUUAUCACACAAAUUGUAUUAUGUCUUUUAUGUCUGGCCGCUGCUAUUUUUUUCUUAUUUUUUGAAAUGAUGUUAAUGUGCAAGGGUAUGACAUGUUAUGAAAUGCAUAAAACUGGACCCAUUUAUGACAAGGGAUUAGGUGACAACAUUCGGUCUAUAUUUGGACCUAUUAAAACUAUUCCUUUGCAAAUAAUAUGUCCUCUUUUCCCUGUUGAUCAACAAAAUGAUGGCUCAAAAUGGGAAAACACAAGACUUAAGGGUCAGUGAAUACACUCUAGUUGCCUCAGCUAAUGUGUUCAAACUAAAAUAUGGGGGUGCAUAAUAUUUUAUUGACAAUCAAAUUUUUUACAUACAUGUAAUAGGUGUCAUAUUCUGUGUUUUGAUCAAAUUUUACCCUAUUAAACAUUAUGUGUAUUUUCUGUAUCAAAUGUGUUGAACUGUUUUACUCACAAGAAUGGCAGUCUGACUAAUAGUCAUUGUAUGAGAUUGGUAUGCUGUUGAAUUAUUUAUUUAAAGAAGGUAUAUUUUUGAUAAACUAAAACUAUGUACCUGUAAUAGUUUUUUUUUUCAUGUGUGUAUAUUUAACUUGAAAAAAUAUCAGUAUUCUUUUCUGAACAAAUUCUGUUUUGACACUCAAGUUUAUCUACAU
This is a messenger RNA of Saccostrea cuccullata (small rock oyster), 1438 nucleotides long. RefSeq names its product probable palmitoyltransferase ZDHHC24. The coding region runs from base 19 to 1056 and encodes 345 amino acids. Gene Ontology annotation, cellular component: Golgi apparatus. NCBI's taxonomy places the organism in Eukaryota, Metazoa, Mollusca, Bivalvia, Ostreida, Ostreidae. The transcript has 2 exons. The record is from RefSeq and is a predicted model, not a curated record. Gene Ontology annotation, biological process: protein palmitoylation. Gene Ontology annotation, molecular function: palmitoyltransferase activity.